Phaedon cochleariae (mustard beetle) is the source of this 903-nucleotide messenger RNA. The record is from the annotation of a GenBank genome assembly. NCBI's taxonomy places the organism in Eukaryota, Metazoa, Arthropoda, Insecta, Coleoptera, Chrysomelidae.
AUGAAGACUAUGGUCUCUUAUGGUGAGUCUAACUCAAAAUUUUUGGAAACGGUUGGGUGGGGACUAGACAAUGAAAAUCAACCGAUACUAGACAAAUCCAGCUAUGUAUUCAGUGGAAAACUACCGCUGAAAUGUUUGAUGGGGUUCGCAGAGGACUAUAGUAGGGUCAUCUUGAACGUGAAGCAGGAGCUGAUACUCAUCAUAGCACGCUCGUUCAAAAACUCAUAUAUUGGAGAAGUUGAUGCGAAUGUGAAGAUUGAUGAAAUUGAAUGGAGGAUAGGACACAUUAUGCCGUCAGAUAAACAGAGAUUGAAACUAUUGAAUCGUCUGAAUGAAAGUACAACAACCAAGGUUAAAAUAGGGUACAGGAUGUGGGAUUUGUAUGAACUACCAGCCAUUCGUGAAACAUCUUCAGACAUUUGGGCUGUGAAAACUACCAAUAGUCUCGAGCGGCCACGAUAUAUUAUCAUAGGUUUCCAAAACUCUGAUAAUGCAGAUGAUAGAUCUAAGGAUGUCACACAAUUCAUAAAUGCCGGAGUCAACAAUAUUCGACUAUAUUUAAAUUCUGAAGUUUAUCCAUAUGAGCGUUGGAAUUUGGAUUUUGAGAAGAAAUUGGACUCUGUAGCAUAUUAUGCAUAUGAUAAUUUCCAACGUAGUUAUUAUGGUAAAGAUAUGGGUGAACCAAUGAUGAGUAUUGGGGAAUUCAGAAAGAACCCGUUGUUUAUCAUAGACUGUAGCCACCAACCGGAUGCCAUGAAAUCCUCAACUGUUGAUAUCAAGUUGGAGUUCGAGACUCGCAAAGUGAAAUUUCCUUCAAAUACCAAGGUAUAUGCAUUAAUUCUUCAUGAUGCAUACCUGACAUAUAGCGCAUUGGAUGGUUCCGUACAUUUAGGUACUCCAUAA